Molecule: messenger RNA, 3443 nt
Organism: Drosophila mojavensis
Lineage: Eukaryota; Metazoa; Arthropoda; Insecta; Diptera; Drosophilidae
Gene: Su(var)2-10
Product: E3 SUMO-protein ligase PIAS1
Exons: 8
Coding region: 194-2113 (639 amino acids)
Biological process (GO): protein sumoylation; regulation of transcription by RNA polymerase II
Molecular function (GO): SUMO ligase activity; transcription coregulator activity; zinc ion binding
Source: RefSeq, a predicted model, not a curated record
CGUUAGUAUCAAACGGUCACACUGAUCUUUAAUAAAAGUCAGACGCUAACGCUACGGAAACUUUUUGUCAUUUGUUUUAUUUUAACAUGUUGAGAAAGUGUUUAUAUUCAAGUGUAUUGCGAACUUCAGUCGAACGCCAGUAAAAUCACAUAUUUUGUGCUGAAUAUACAAUAAACGUUAGCAAACAAUUGUGAUGCGAAAGACCCGCUCGCAAACUCAGGCGGAAAAUGCCGCUUCUACCACAUCGCAGCAAUCAACGCCAACUGCAGUAAACACAUUUGAUGCGGCUAAAUUCAAGGAAUGUGAGCAAAUGGUGCAGAUGCUACGCGUUGUAGAGCUGCAAAAGAUUUUAUCGUUUCUAAACAUUUCCUUCGCUGGACGAAAAACCGAUCUGCAAGGUCGUAUCCUAUCGUUCCUGCGCACUAACUUGGAGCUGCUCGCACCCAAGGUACAAGAAGUCUACGCUCAAUCCGUGCAAGAACAAACACCCACGCUGCAGUACAUAGAUCCAACCAGAAUGUACUCGCACAUGCAGCUGCCGGCUGUGCAGCCAAAUAAUGCGAGUCUCGUUGGUGGUGCACCGACACAGGUGCCGCAGGUGGGCACCGGUAAUCCAGCCCAGAUGCCAGUCGGCGCUGGCGGUGCACCCGCCAACAUGCUACCCUUCCUUCACACGCACGGUAUGAACAGCCAGAUGCCCAUACACCCAGAUGUGCGUCUGAAAAAGCUGGCAUUCUAUGAUGUCCUCGGCACACUAAUCAAGCCCUCAACCCUGGUGCCGCGCAAUACACAGCGUGUGCAAGAGGUGCCUUUCUAUUUCACACUGACGCCCCAGCAGGCCACAGAGAUAGCCACAAAUCGAGAUGUCCGCAAUAGUUCAAAAGUGGAGCACGCCAUACAGGUGCAGCUGCGCUUCUGUCUCGUGGAGACCUCUUGCGACCAGGAGGAUUGUUUUCCACCAAACGUCAAUGUCAAAGUGAACAACAAAUUAUGUCAGCUGCCUAAUGUCAUUCCUACAAAUCGCCCAAACGUGGAACCAAAACGUCCACCACGGCCAGUGAAUGUGACCUCAAAUGUGAAAUUGUCGCCGACAGUAACAAAUACAAUAAUGGUACAGUGGUGCCCAGACUACACGCGUAGCUACUGUUUGGCUGUCUAUUUGGUAAAGAAGCUGACAUCUGCACAGCUCUUACAUCGUAUGAAGACAAAGGGCGUGAAGCCUGCCGAUUACACGCGUGCUCUGAUUAAGGAGAAGCUUACAGAGGAUGCGGACUGCGAGAUAGCCACAACCAUGCUGAAGGUAUCGCUUAACUGCCCGCUGGGUAAAAUGAAAAUGUCGCUGCCGUGUCGCGCAUCAACCUGUUCGCACUUGCAGUGCUUUGACGCCAGCCUCUACCUGCAAAUGAACGAAAGAAAGCCCACCUGGAAUUGUCCUGUGUGCGAUAGACCAGCCAUCUAUGAUAAUUUAGUAAUUGAUGGCUAUUUCCAAGAGGUAUUAGGAUCCUCGUUGCUAAAGAGCGAUGAUACCGAGAUUCAGUUGCAUCAGGAUGGCUCGUGGAGUACACCAGGCUUACGUAGCGAGACUCAAAUACUAGAUACGCCAUCAAAGCCAGUUUCUAAAGUGGAGGUCAUAUCGGAUGAUGUUGAACUGAUUGACGACACCAAGCCGAUGAAGUCUGAUUUGUCUCCAAUGCCCGAGGAGCAGCCCACGUCCACGUCAAAUAGUGAAACCGUGGAUCUAACCUUAAGUGAUUCGGAUGAUGAUAUGCCGCUGGCCAAGCGGCGACCCCCAGCUAAACAAGCGAUUGCCACGUCCACAUCGAACGGAACGGGCGCAGUUCAACGUGCCUACGCCUCGUCGCAGCAGCCACAAAAAACUGAUUCCCCCGAGCAGCAAGCAAUGCCAUCGCCUGAAACGCUACAGCAACAACAACAACAGCAACUGCUAGUUGGGGACCAACCGGCAGCUGCAAUGCAUGCGAGUCUAUUGGAGUCUCUCGCCGCAGCAGUUGCGGAUCAAAAGCAUUUUCAACUCUUGGAUCUGGCUGCAGUAGCAGCCGCUGCUGCUGCCACAGCGUCUGCCUCAGCGCAGAAUCCAAACGGAGCUCCAUAGACACCCACAAUAAUACAUAGACAGGCACACAGACACACACACUCACAAGAAUUGUAAACAAUUUCACACACACACACGCCAACACAAAUUUUAUGGUUUUGCUUUUGUUUUGUUUUCGUUGGGUUUGCUUUUAGUUUGUUUCCCUCUUUCUCUUAAUUUGCUCGCAUUUAAUCAUAACGAGACACACAUAAUCAGUUAUAUAUAUAAAUAUAUACAUAUAUACAUAUCUCACUAUUCAGAGGCUAUUUACUAAAAUUUUUCAUGGCUCUUCAUGUACAUUUUCAUGACAUCAAUUCAAAACCAAGUAAUAUUCUAUUUAAUGAAUUUCCUAGCUCGACGAAAUUCGAAAUUUAAUUAGACGCCAAAUUGUUGAGAAAUUUACAAUCAAAUUAUUCUAAUUGUAUCUAUCUUUUAAUGUAAACAGGCUCAGAAUGUUUCCCUGUUUGUUCUUUAGCGUUUGUUUUAUCAUAAUCUUAUAGGCUGAUUCAAAUAAAUAAUUGCAACCAAAAACUUUUUGUGUGUUGCAGGGCGCAGUUAGACGUAGCUAUUGCUGUUGCAGUUGGUCUGUUGUUUGCCACACCCUCCCUCCCCAACACCUUACCCAUUUUCACACAUGCUGCUGAUGCUACACAGUUGUUGCUCUUCGUUCCUACUCCAUUCUUAUACUUCAUUUUAUUCUAUCUGUAAUUCUGUUAUUUAAAUAUUGAACUACGCUCCUUCGUAUUCAAUUUGAAUCAGGCCUCUACACUUAAUAUAAAUUUAGUUAAUUCUUUUAGUUUAUUUUUAUUUAUCAUUUAAUUUAUCUGUGUUGUGCUUGCCUCGAUUAUUACACACGCCCAAACAUACACACACAUACAACAAAUGAUUAAUUAUAUAAUUUAUUGGGUUGUUCGUAAUAUAUAUAUUAGUUAAACACACACACACAUGAAACUUAUAAACAAAAGAUCGAAACAAAUAGACCUAUGCAUUAAACAAUAGCGUAAUACUAAACAUAAAUCAAAUGUUAAUAUUUAAGUCUUUUUACACAAUAAUUCCUAAUUCAUAUAUAGAUAUAUAAUGCAAAAUAAAUUGGCAAGAGAAUCGCAUCGAUUUUAAGUUAUAUUUCGUUCAUCUUUGAAACUAAGUAAGUUAUGUUUAUUUUGAGUUUGUUUUUUUUUUUAAAUUCACAUUCGUUUAUCUUUAAAAUUACGUAUUUGUAUGUAUUUAUGUCAUCUCUUUUUUAUUUUUGCAAAUGAUUCAAGAAAAAGAAGUAAUUCAAGCAACAACUGGCAAAAGAAGAAUAUUAAUUCCACUCAAUAAUAAAUAAAGCUAAAUCUAUCGAAGAAUUAAA